UCUUCAUUCAAAAAUAUUUCUCUGUGCCUAUACAUACAAUUUCAAUUAAUCUGCAAAUAGAAGCAAAGUUUGUUGAACUUGAAUUAUCGUUUGAGUGGAAAAAUGGCUUACUUGAGAAUUGUUGCUGUUAUGAUGGUGGCCUUGAUGGCUGGAUCUGCCUUUGCUCAGGCACCAGGAGCCGCACCAGCUGCUUCACCGAAGAGAUCUCCAUCUCCGGUCGCGUCUCCACCGCAGGCAGUGCCGGCACCACGUUCUUCUCCAGCGUCCUCUCCGGCUCAGACUCCAUCUGCCGCCGCUCCCUCUGAGUCACCACUCUCUUCUCCACCGGCUCCUCCGACCAGCACUCCUGCCGCCUCCACCAUCGCUAAUCCUCUAUCCAUCGCACAGGCUCCCGGAGGCGAUGCUCCUUCCUCCCCUCCCAACGCCGCCGCUUUGAACAGAGUCACUCUCGUCGAAUCUGCUGGUUUGGCGUUCGUCACUGCCGCUUUGCUGUUCUAAAUUCUCUGAUCUACCUGAGAUUCUUUUCAAAUACACUGGAGUUGAUGAUUUAGGGCUCUAUAUUUAUAUUUCAUUGAAUUUUUUGUAGUCAUUGAUUUUGACGGUGUUGAUCAUAGCGAUUGAGGAGAUUAGAUGCUUUAA
This is a messenger RNA of Ipomoea nil (Japanese morning glory), 639 nucleotides long. Its product is annotated as classical arabinogalactan protein 5-like. The transcript has a single exon. Lineage: Eukaryota; Viridiplantae; Streptophyta; Magnoliopsida; Solanales; Convolvulaceae. The record is from RefSeq and is a predicted model, not a curated record. Bases 103 to 498 code for a protein of 131 amino acids.